This is a messenger RNA of Cephus cinctus (wheat stem sawfly), 1633 nucleotides long. RefSeq names its product carbonic anhydrase-related protein 10 (gene CARPB). The coding region runs from base 404 to 1363 and encodes 319 amino acids. Gene Ontology annotation, molecular function: zinc ion binding; carbonate dehydratase activity. Lineage: Eukaryota; Metazoa; Arthropoda; Insecta; Hymenoptera; Cephidae. The record is from RefSeq and is a predicted model, not a curated record. The transcript has 11 exons.
UACCCGGUCGUAGGGCAGUCGUUCUUUCGCCGUUCCCUCGUUUAACGAAAUUAUUCCGUCGCUAGGAUUGCACCUCGCGCAUCCAAGGAUUGGCCACUCCUCGAGGACGUCUUUCGUCGUGCGGAUGCAGUUAUCCAGUGUGUCACCCUCAUGAGACGAGCCAAUUUUUCACGAGCAUCCAGAACACCUCGUGUCUCUAUCGUCGAAGGGGGUUUCGCGCGAAUGCGACGCGUUCACGAAAAGAGGAUCCGAUCGAUCGAUAAGCUCAGGAAGUGAGGCUACUUCAAUUUUCCCAACUAAGAAUACACCGGUGAAGUGUCAAUGUGAAGUGGUUGGAGUGGGCUGGAGUGGCGUUUCAGGGAGCGUCCUGAAUGAUGCUCAAUUGACGAGGACGACGCUAGGAAUGGCCCCAUACAGUUCUGUUUUCCUGGGUGUCUGGGGAGUCUUCGUUCUAACGUUGAUUCAAGAAUCCAAGCCAGUAAGCUGGGAAGAAUGGUGGACGUACGACGGUAUAUCGGGCCCUGCAUUUUGGGGACUUAUAAACCCGGAAUGGUCCCUUUGCAACAAGGGCAGAAGACAAUCGCCGGUGAAUUUGGAACCAACGCGUUUAUUAUUCGAUCCAAAUCUACUGCCACUUCACCUGGACAAACAUCGCGUAGGCGGCGUCCUAGCAAAUACGGGGCACAGCGUCGUCUUCACGGUAGACAACGACACACGGCAUCCGGUUAAUAUUUCCGGCGGUCCUCUGAGUUAUCGUUAUCAAUUCCACGAGAUUCAUCUCCAUUAUGGAUUGCACGAUCGUGCCGGCAGCGAACACACAGUGGACGGUUAUGCCUUCCCGGCUGAGAUUCAGAUAUUUGGCUUCAAUUCUCAGCUGUACAAUAAUUUCUCGGAUGCCCUCCAGCGCGCCCAGGGUAUCGUUGCCGUUUCCUUAUUGCUUCAGCUGGGAGACCUCUCGAAUCCGGAGCUAAGAAUAUUUACGGAGCAGCUCGCGAAAAUCAAGUACGGAGGGGAGACCAUGGAGAUUAAGCAUUUCGCCGUGCGAGAACUCCUGCCCGACACGAAACAUUAUAUGACGUAUGACGGUUCCACGACAAUGCCCGCCUGUCACGAAACCACCACGUGGAUCAUCCUGAAUAAGCCGAUAUACAUAACGAAGCAGCAGCUUCUCGUGCUGCGAAAACUCAUGCAGGGCGACGCCAGGCAUCCGAAGGCGCCGCUUGGUAAUAAUUUCAGACCUCCACAGGCUCUUCAUCAUCGUCCAGUAAGAACGAAUAUUGACUUCAGUGUUCAGGGCCCGAGAAACUGUCCGACGAUGAACAGGGACAUAUAUUACAAAGCGAACAGCUGGAAACAACCCUGAAGACCGACGAGAACCUCGUACGAUUCGCAGUACUACGCUUUUCCUCGAAGGAGCUGGGACUUCAUUGUAAAAAAAAUCGACAUAUCAACACGCGCGCGCGCGAUAAUCACGCGGAUCCGCGAGCGCCAAGGAUUCGCGGAUAUUCGCGAGAAAGAAGUCAAAUACUUGAAAAAAAAAAAUGGCAAAAAACUCCCCCCUACACGCAAUACAAUAUUUCUAUAACGAACAGCAACAAAGGAGACAGGUGAUAACACAUGAGCACGACGAGGG